This is a messenger RNA of Pneumocystis murina B123, 799 nucleotides long. RefSeq lists its product as hypothetical. Gene Ontology annotation, cellular component: trans-Golgi network; membrane. The coding region runs from base 60 to 797 and encodes 245 amino acids. Lineage: Eukaryota; Fungi; Ascomycota; Pneumocystomycetes; Pneumocystales; Pneumocystaceae. The record is from RefSeq and is a predicted model, not a curated record. Gene Ontology annotation, biological process: vesicle fusion with Golgi apparatus; endoplasmic reticulum to Golgi vesicle-mediated transport. The transcript is spliced from 7 exons.
AAGUUUUAAUAAUUUAAUUCUAUUAAAGACAAAGUUUUAAAAAAAAGUUAAUAUUUAUUAUGUCAAAGAAUUUUUUUAGUAGUAAUCAGACAGAAGACUUAAAAUUCUACCCUUCAAAUUAUGGUCAUCUCGGAAAAGAAACGUUUUUAGUAGAUAAACGAGAUGCAAAUAUGCAGUCUUGUAUGCAGGAUACAUCAUUUGGGGUUUGGGAGAAUAAGAUGGGAUGGAUUGCUGCUUUUGGUACAGGAGGAUAUCCAAAUGAACCGCCGUUAUUAGAAGAAUUAGGUGUCAAUUUUCUCCAUAUUAAGGGAAAAACAUUGGCUGUAUUAAAUCCAUUAAAAAGUGUCGACGAUCAUAUUAUGGAUGAUAGUGAUUUGGCAGGUCCAAUUCUUUUUUGUCUUCUUUUUGCUACUUUUCUUUUAUUGAGUGGUAAAAGGCAUUUUGGCUACAUUUAUGGUGUUGCUCUCCUUGGCUGUAUUUCUCUUCAUACGAUUUUUUCUUUAAUGUCAUUUCGUGGCUUGCAUUUUUCACGUACUGUAUCAGUACUUGGAUAUUGUCUUUUACCUCUUGUUCUUACUUCUGCAUGUGGAGUUCUUGUUUCCAUGGAUGGACUUGUUGGGUAUAUCGUUUCUUCAGUUGCCAUUCUUUGGUGUACUUAUAGCGCUAGUGCUAUGUUUGUUGUAGCUUUCCAAUUAAACGAAAUGCGAUUUUUAGUUGCUUAUCCUGUUGCAUUGUUUUAUUCUGUUUUUGCUGUUAUGACUGUAUUUGCUGAAAAAAAUGUUUAUGUUAAAUCUUAACC